ACUCUUCUCCUUUUGAAUUUGAUCCCUAUUAAAGUCUUGAGGCGACGAACUAGAACACAACAAACACACAACUCUCAACAAUGGCCACCGUCACUCCUGCUGCCGUUGCCAUUCCCUCAUUCAGCGGACUCAAGUCCGCCGGAGCAACCAAACUUGGCGCCACCUCCGUGAAGGUCUCAGCUGCAGUCCCAAGAAUGAGCAUCAAGUCCUCACUCAAGGACGUCGGUGUUGCAGUCGCUGCCACCGCCGCGAGUGCACUCCUCGCCAGCAAUGCCUUGGCCAUUGAGAUCCUUCUCGGCGGCGACGAUGGCUCCUUGGCUUUCGUCCCCAACGAGUUCUCCAUCAGCCCCGGGGACAAGAUCGUCUUCAAGAACAACGCUGGAUUCCCACACAACAUUGUCUUCGACGAGGACGAGAUUCCCGGGGGUGUUAAUGCCGGGAAAAUCUCCAUGAGCGAGGAGGAUCUCCUCAACGCCCCAGGAGAGACCUACUCCGUUACCUUGACUGAAAAAGGAACCUACUCUUUCUACUGCUCUCCUCACCAGGGAGCUGGUAUGUCCGGCAAGGUUACCGUUAACUAAGCUCUGUUUAGUUCUCUGUUUAUUCUAAGAUCAAUGCUAGCUUCCUUUUCAUGGGUGGUAGUAGAGCUUAUAAUAGCCGAGCCAGUAUAUUGACAAUGAGAGAAUUUGUGAGGUGAAUUGUUGAAUUAUAUAUUGCCAUUGUGUUUGUCUGUUUC
Messenger RNA from Rosa rugosa (rugosa rose), 736 nucleotides. RefSeq names its product plastocyanin. Bases 81 to 581 code for a protein of 166 amino acids. NCBI's taxonomy places the organism in Eukaryota, Viridiplantae, Streptophyta, Magnoliopsida, Rosales, Rosaceae. The record is from RefSeq and is a predicted model, not a curated record. Gene Ontology annotation, cellular component: chloroplast thylakoid lumen. The transcript has a single exon. Gene Ontology annotation, molecular function: copper ion binding.